CGUUUCGCAACGCGAUUCACCAAAAUCGCAGAAUCUCGUCAUGGCAACUAUGACGUCCCAAACGGAAGCCGCGCAGGGGACCUCCCUCGAUAUCCGGGUCGAAGACUUUCUCGACGACAAGCUCCAGUCGACCACCGAUCUCGAAGACCUCGACUCGCUUCUCGCCAACGUUGAGCUCCAGCGCAACCAGCUCCAAUCCCAGCUCGACAAUGCCGUCAAGGAGCUCGAGGAAGCUCGCCGCACCGCCGACGACCGCCAGGGCAAGCUCGCCGCUCGCAUCAAUGAGUUUGAGAAGCUCCAGGAGAGCAUCAUCGCGCGCCAGCAGGUCGACGCCGCCAGCGACGGGCCCGAUCAGGCCAUUGCGCGGUUGCGGGAGCCCAUGAAGAAGCUCGAGGCCGUCGAACUCGCCCAAAAGUACCUCACUUUGCUGCAAGAUGUAGAGAAGAAUCGCUCCGAGGCCCGAUCGCAUCUGCCACAGAGCCCCAAGGCCGCGCUAGAGCCGUACACCAAGCUGAGACAGCUCUCAACCAAGUUGACGAGCCUCCCAGGGCAAGAGGGGCUGCACCUCGUCAGCUACGUCGAGAAGGUGACAGAUUCGCUCUGGGAUGAGAUGAAGAAGAUCAUGUCGGCUGAGCUCGAAACCGUCUUGAGCCAGAGGAAAUGGCCCAAGGUCGAUGUCGAGUCCGAGAUGGACGAGGAGUGGCUCAACUGCUUUGAGAAGCUCGUCGACCUGCAGGUGCCGGAAGUCUUAUACAACCCUGGGCUUGUGCCAUUACUACCGAUUGAUGUCAUGGCCAGUAUUUUUGUUUCCGAGUUUCGAUAUCACUUCUUGAGCGACAAACCGUCCAGCAGCCCCCAGGCUUUUGGCAACCAUUGCCUUCCUUGGUUUCUCGCACACAUCGAAAAAUGGGAGACCUUUUUUCGCGAUAAUCUGGGUCACCUGCUAGUGUCCAAGUUCCAUGACACACCUGCUGCCAACAAUAUGGCAUACGUCGAUCCUGUCUGUGCGUUGAUUACCUCAAUGCUACCUGUCCUAGAGGAAAAGGCAUUGGUUGUGGCCCAGGAAGCAGUCAAAAGCCCACCCUUCCUGAGUGGCUUCAUGUCGCAACUCAUGAACUUUGACGACAAGGUUCGACUGAAGUUUAGCUACGACGGCGGAGAUGCUGAGAAUGGUUGGCCAGGCUUGACCACGCAUGUCCUUGACGAGCACUUUGACACCUGGUUCAAGGCAGAGAAGGAUUUCGCUCUUGAGAGAUUACAGACCAUCAUGGAAUCACAGGAGGCCCGUAACAUCGAUUACGACUAUGCAGAGAAGGGCAAGAUGAAGCCCACACAUGCCGCGGUACAGAUCACCCACUUGCUAAGGUCAAUAACGGGCCAGUACGCGAGGGUGCGCAACUUCAAACACAAAAUCCGCUUCCUGAUCGAUAUCCAGUUGGCGAUCCUUGACCACUUCCAUGAUCGCCUCAGAGGAUCUCUGGAGGCAUAUCAGUCCAUUACUUCCACUAUUGGUAGAACACUUCACGCUGUGACCAAAGAAGAUAUCGCUGCUCUUGAAGGCACCGGUGCCCUUGAGACGCUUGUCAAGGUGAUUGGCAGUGCCGAUCAUGUUGUCAACACCCUUAAGGAUUGGAGUAACGAAGAGGUUUUCGUUUCUCUGUGGGAUGAGUUGCAGACUCGCUCCGCCCAUCGCCGCAGCCAGGGCAUCACGAGCACCAUGAGCUACGACGACGUCAAGAACCGCACCUCUGCUACUGGGGGAGAUGAGGGCGAUGACGGGGCUCUCUUUGACGAAACAGUCGCGGCGUACAGUCAGCGCCGCAAGGCCGGCCAGGAUCUCCUCGUCGGCGCUCUGGUUGAGUCGCACAGUAAAGCUUUCCGUGCCUACUGCACCCGCGUUCAGUGGACCACUGUUGGUGAUACAGCUGUGCUUGAUGAUCUUACCAUUACCCCUGAGCUUGAUGAGCCCCUCCGCAUCCUUCGGCGCAACUUUGACUUCCUCGCCAAAGCCCUCUCCACAGCCGCCUUCCGCCGCGUCUGGCGUGAUGCCCUCUCCAAACUCCAGGACCUCCUCUGGAACGAUGUCCUCCUCCGCCACUCCUUUACCGCAUAUGGCGCCGCCCAGUUCCACCGCGACGGCACCGCCAUCAGCACCCUCAUCGAGCACUACAUCACCGGCGGGUCAUCUGCGCUUGACAGCCUGCACGAGGGACUGCGCCUGCUGAAUCUCCCUGUCGAAGCCAGUGAGGAGGGCGCGCUGACCCUCAAGGAGGGAAGCGACCGUGUCUUUACCGACAAUGACGCCGCGCGAAAAGUGCUGGAAGAGCUAGAGCUCGAGGCAUUGUCACCGCCGGUAGCCAGGAAGAUCCUGCUGCGGCGUGUAGAGAACAGCGAGAAUGUAGGAUGGUAAAGCGGUAGAUUGCCGGGUAUUAUAUAUACAAAUCCCA
Messenger RNA from Ilyonectria robusta, 2447 nucleotides. RefSeq names its product TIP-1 family-domain-containing protein. The coding region runs from base 41 to 2410 and encodes 789 amino acids. The record is from RefSeq and is a predicted model, not a curated record. Gene Ontology annotation, biological process: retrograde vesicle-mediated transport, Golgi to endoplasmic reticulum; regulation of ER to Golgi vesicle-mediated transport; endoplasmic reticulum to Golgi vesicle-mediated transport. The transcript is spliced from 3 exons. Gene Ontology annotation, cellular component: Dsl1/NZR complex. NCBI's taxonomy places the organism in Eukaryota, Fungi, Ascomycota, Sordariomycetes, Hypocreales, Nectriaceae.